AUGUUCUUAUUUAUUAUUCUAUUUUCAUCAUUCGUCUGUUCGCUCUAUUCCUUCAAUUAUCAAACUGUAGAACAUUGGAGAUAUCUGAAGCAAGAACAAUCACCUUUUCUAUUGUCAAAAACGCCAUCUUAUUUUGGCUAUUCCCUAGCAGUUCAUCGGUCAAGUCUAUUAAUUGGUGCACCUCGCGAUCAUUCGUACUAUGAUGUUGUCACUCGACGUGGAACUGUGUGGAAGUGCGAGUUUUACUCGGAUGGUCAAUGUCAACGAUUGCCAUUUCGUCGUGAUGGUGAUGUUAAUGUACGUGUUGGAACUUCGUUCGAUAAUAAGACGGAUCAAUGGCUGGGUGCUUCCAUUGCUGCGAAUAAUGAUAAUAUUAUUGCCGGCUCACCGUUUCUUAAACAUCGUGUCAACGAUGGACAAGCUGUCGAGUAUGAAAUUCCAGGUGGCGCAUCUAUUGGGAAAUAUGAACGAUCGUUAUCAAUGACGAAUAGCACACAGAUCUAUUCUCCAUCGUUUCUCAAUUGGCAUUCUCGUAACUACAAUCAAGAAGGCUAUGGCCUUUUCGGUUUUCAAGUUAUCUUGAGUAAAAAACCCGAACGUAUCAUUAUAUCCGCACCCGGAUCGUUUUACUUCCGAGGUGAAGUUCAUUCACUUCCGAUUCUCGAGCAUAAUUGGAUUGAUUCACGGCAUCCAUUUAUUGCACCACAUUAUCCAUGGCGUGAACUCGGCUGGCUUCGAUAUCCAUCGAAUUAUUCCUCGAACGAAUAUGACGAUUGGUGUUACCGAGGUUAUGCUGUUGCUGUAGGAAAUUUUAAUGGCGAUGAUAAUCAAGAAAUUAUUGUCAGUAUACCGAAAUUACAUAAUUAUCGUGGAGCAGUUGAAAUCAUGAACAGUAAUCUUGAUGAAUCUUCCAUUCGAACAAUAAACGGAACGCAAAUUGGGGAAUAUUUCGGUGCAUCACUCUGUGUGAUAGACAUCGACAACGAUGGAUUGGAUGAUUUAUUAAUUGGUGCACCUUUAUACACGGUUAAAAAAGACGGUCGAAUUCUAGCCGACGCCGGGCGAGUCGAUAUAUACUACCAAACACCCGAGCAUAAUCUUAUACGUAAACAAACAAUCGAAGGAACACGCGACGGAGGACGUCUAGGACAUGCGAUAGCCAACCUAGGUGAUAUUGACAAAGAUGGUUACAAUGAUGUUGCAAUUUCGAUUCCAUUUGUAAACUCGGGUUCAUCGAGUAUGGUACAUAUCUAUCGUGGCUCAAAAGAUGGAUUAAUUCUAACACCUUCUCAAGUUUUACAAACGCUAUCCAUGAAUGGCUUCGGCUGGGCAUUACAAGGUCAAUUUGACUACGAUAAUAACGGCUAUUUAGAUUUAGCCGUAAGCAGUAUCCAAACGGAAACAGUGGCUGUUAUUUUGUCGAGACCAAUUCUUCAUGUACAAACGAAGUUACAACACAAUUCGCCAACAAUGCCGCUCAAUUGUACGAUACAAAGUGAAAGUACAUGUUUUAUAUUGACAAUAUGUAUUUAUAUAAAUGACCAAAACUAUCAACAUUCAAGACGCGAUACUUUAACAUAUGAAAUCCAAUUAGAUAAAGAUAAAGAUCCAGCCGAUCAGCGUCUCUUUUUUCGCGAAUCGUUCAAAUCCAUCAAAAAAAGACACUUCAAAACAUCCGACCGCAUCUGCCAUGACUAUUCAUUGUAUAUGAAGGAUGAUAUCAGUGAUAAACUACAUCCAAUUCGUCUGCAAAUAAACUAUGUACUUUCAUCGAAAGUAGAAGCGAACUUCGUUCCACCUAUUCUCAAUCCUGAAAAUUCGACAUUCGACUAUGACAUUCCGAUUCAGAAAGACUGUGGCUACGACGAUAUCUGUGUGUCAGACCUUCAUCUAACAACAUCACAUUGGCCUGAUGUCUACAAAGUUGGUUUGACCAAAAAGAUAUUACUCAAUAUGAAUGUCACCAAUACAGGAGAAAAUGCCUAUGAUACACAAUGUUUGAUACAGUUACCCGUUGGUGUUGAAUACGUCCGUUCUAAUACGAGCUCCACAGUUAAUCUUUAUUGCAAUCUACAAAAACAAUCUGAUCGACUUGUUGUAUGUCAUAUUGGUAAUCCUUUUCUCGCGAAUGGAAAUAUUUCAAUUCAAAUUCAUACAGCUGUAAAUAAUUAUUCAGCUAUAGAAACAGAUCCACUUGUAUUCUCAAUAAAUAUAACCAGUGACAAUCCUGAUUUCAAAACAUUAGUCUCAGAAAUCGUUGUUCCAGUUUCAAGUUCGCCUGAAUUAGUUUUCAUUGGUGUUGCUAAACCGGAACAAAUCGCCCUGGAUACAUCUGAUAAUAAUCUUAUUAAGCAUGCAAGUGAUCUGGAAAUCGUUCAUACUUAUACGUUGCAUAACAAAGGGCCAAGUGAUGCAAAACGUACCGAAGUUAAAUUAAUGUGGCCAAUGAUGCCAUUGUCAGGAUUUAAUGAACAUCAACCAUUAUUACAAGCAAAUGAUCUCCCAUCAGUUAUUCGUGUAUCAGAUCCAAAAGCCAAGGUUGAUCGAUGCCAUAUCUACCAACCUACAACGAAUCAUGUGCCUAGUACAGAUAUGUAUCAUCCAGUUAUCAAUAGAGCUCAUUCCACAUUUUCGGAUAAUCUGAUUCGUUCUGAUUCUUCAUCGAUCCAACAUUUUCAAGAUUCUUCCGUACCCACGUUCUGUCAUGGACCAUUAUGCAAAAGUUUUAUUUGUUAUAUUGAUACACUACCAAUUGGUCACAGCGUUUUGAUCCAAUUAAAAGCAAUUCUCCGUCUAAAUCAAUUUCAAUCAAAAAUCGAUCGUUCUAAAACAUUUGCCAUUAUCUCCAAUGCAAGUGCACAAGUUCGAGAAAUUCCUUUAAGAUUUUCAUCCAAUAAAUCAUCGAGGCAAGCAAUCGUUUAUUUAAAGGUAUGUCUUUCAUGUCUUAUGCGCACGAAAGCAAUUACUUCCUUACAUACAUAA
Adineta ricciae is the source of this 2982-nucleotide messenger RNA. The record is from the annotation of a GenBank genome assembly. Lineage: Eukaryota; Metazoa; Rotifera; Eurotatoria; Adinetida; Adinetidae.